UCUGACACAUUUGAUUAUACGGUGAAGCCGCAGAUUGCAAGAGGUUAUCAGUUCCUACAGACUAGCUAAUGCCAGCGCGAUUAGCGGGCAGCUUUAGGCGGUGGCGCCUCAGUCUAAAAUCAAGAGUGUGCGGGGUUUGUUUGUUCAAAAAUUAUAAAACAAUACACCAAGAUACGGAAGUGAAUUACAAGCUUAACCUGUCGUGGUUACCUUCCAUUGACCUUGCGUAGUCCGACCUCACUGUGAGCUGACCUUAUUGACCUCGCAUAGCGCCAAAGUGAAAAGUACGCAGUGAAAAUUGAAAGAACGCUCUGCAGUUGCAAGGCACAUGUGAAAGUUGCAGGUGGUCUGGCGCGUAUACGAUUAUUAUUUGCCCCAUUUGCAAAGCUUAAAAAUGAUUUGUGGCAAGUUGCAGGUACUUCUGCUAGUCUGUGUGCCCCUUGUCUGCGCAGUUGAUAUAUCUGCGAACAUAGAGAACGAUGUACUACAUUUUUCUUACGAGCUGGAACGUCUGUUGGACUCUCAGAAGCAGCCAUGUCAGGAUUUUUAUGGCUAUGUCUGCUCGCGCACAGCAAAUCUAAGCGAAUCUCUGCGCGACCAGCGUCUGCAGCAUGAGGAGCAGCGCUUUGAGCGUUUCAUAGCCGCCGCAAACGAGGAUAAGCUGCAAGACAUGGAGUUGAAGCUAAAGAACUUCUACAAGUCGUGCAAGAUAAGCCGAGAUUCAAGUGCGCUCAUGAAUUCCUACCUCUAUCAAACAAGCGGUGGCUGGCCAGCUCUGGAGACUACCGUGGCCAGGCAGCGCACCAAUCAGACCUGGCUCAUGUUGUUGGCUCAUUUCCAUGAGACAGGCGUAGGACGUUUCUUUGGCACACGUAUUAGCAUGCGAUCAAACAAGCGGAUAGUGGAACUGCAAACAGACGCCACACGGCGGCACACAUUGAGUCGUUUUGAGCAGCUCGUGGGUGAGGUAAUGCGCUCCUAUGCGGUGCACAAAAAUCGUAUGCCAGUUGUGGCCUUAGAGGUGCUCAAUCUGGAGCGAAGCCGACGUGAUAUACUCAAGUCAAAUGUAUCAGAUGAUCAGGUGGAGUUCACCUAUGAGAGUUUUAAGCGCAGUGCCUUAGGAAAUGUUUCGCGAUCCAUGAACUGGGAUACAUAUUUUAAGAAGUUGCUGGGUAAGCCUCUAAAGCCCAGCGACUCCAUCGUUUUCAAGGAGCUGCCCAAGCUAUUGGCAAUUUUAACAUUGCUGGAAAAUACAAGCCCGUCAAGGCUGCUAAAUUGGCUUUGGAUUGACUAUUUAAUAGACAUUGCCGACUUGGACUGCCACCAGCUGACCAAGAACCAAUUGAACGAUAUAUAUGUACAUGUGGUUCAGUAUGCCAGCAGCGACCGUGCCACGAUGGCAGCUAUGUAUGCGGCCAUUGGCAAGGCCAACAAGGAACAAUUGUCCAACAGCAGCUGGAUUGAUGAGAUGUCACAGCAGAGCUCGCAACAGUUUCUGGGACGGGUAAUGCACCUCACUUUAAAUGGUGAUGAUCAGUUGGAUGCUAGCUACAGUCCCUUGUCCAUAGACAAGUUCAACUUCUAUCGCAAUAUGGAGCAGCUGCAUCGAUUUCAGGCCAACCAACAAAGGCAUCAGCGUACACAACCGCCUAGUCCCGUCGCCCAGGACGUGAAGGAAUAUGAGCAAGUUUUCCGGACCGUAAAUAUGCUACUGGACACACAGACCCUCACCACCCCCCUUAACUACUUGCUAGUGGGCGAACACUUUGCGCGCAGUCUUUUGGCUGCCGGAAGCAGUAGCCGGACUCCUGGUGCCUGGCGCAGCAUGGACUCCGAGCGUGCGUUCUCCAAAUUUCAGAGGUGCACAGGACGAGGCCUAUCAGCAGAGGCGCGUUCCAAAAUAAAUGCUAAUGAUGUAUUGCUAUCGUUACUCGCCCAGAAGCAAACACUGCACUGCUAUAAUGAAUGGUUUAGUCAGGAGGCGUCUGCUCCACUGCAGACUCGACUGAACGAGGUACUUGCCGUUGGACGCCUGAGGCUAACGCUGAAGAGACUCUAUUUUAUUGGCAGCACGCUUGUGAGCUGCGGGCAGGGUGCACUGCAGCAGGAGCAAAAACGCCACCUCCUGGACGUUGUCUUACGCAAUUCGCCGGAGUUCAGCGAGGCCUUCAGUUGUCGGGCGGGGGAGCCGCUCUAUGUGCAGCAACAUAGAUGCCUGUCUUAAUUAAGCCAACUCGAGUUUGAACGUGACAGUGGCACAGAUAACACUUGACGGCCAUGACAGGGCAAACAAUGCUGCUUUUAACAAUAAAUACAAAAGUUGUUCAGAGCA
Molecule: messenger RNA, 2332 nt
Organism: Scaptodrosophila lebanonensis
Lineage: Eukaryota; Metazoa; Arthropoda; Insecta; Diptera; Drosophilidae
Gene: Nepl11
Product: neprilysin-21
Exons: 2
Coding region: 395-2224 (609 amino acids)
Biological process (GO): protein processing
Cellular component (GO): plasma membrane
Molecular function (GO): metalloendopeptidase activity
Source: RefSeq, a predicted model, not a curated record